AUGGAUGUGACCGGGCUGCUUGCUUCAACCUCGACUGGACGCUCGACAGUCGUAGAAAAAGAUGUUCCUCUUGUCGUCGAUGCAGGAUUACUCGCCGUAUUUGAUUCAAAUGACAUUGACGAAGACUCUAAUCCUGAGGAAUAUCUCCAAUCAACCGCACGAGACGGUGUCCAGGCUCUCAUAAACGCCCUCUUUACGCUCCCCAUCCAAAAGACAGAGGAUGGUCCACUCGCUCGUCUACCACCCAUCGAGAUGCUCCUUCCACGAGCAAAGCCACUUCCAAAGCCCAAACCAUUGACGAAAUGGGAGCAAUUUGCCAGGGCCAAAGGUAUACAGAAAAAAGUACGCGACAAACGCAUCUGGGAUGAGCAAAAGCAGGAAUGGGUCGCUAGAUGGGGUCGAAAUGGCAAAAACAAAGAGAUUGAAGAGCAAUGGAUCACUGAAGUCCCCGAUAAUGCCCCCGACGACUAUGAUCCUAUCAAAGAAGCGCGUGAUGUUCGCAAAGCCCGUGUUGCAAAGAACGAAAAGCAGCGGCAGGCAAACAUUGCUCGUGCUCAGGGCGGCCCAAGCAAGGACGAACGCAAGGCAGAGCUCAGAAACACAGCGCUGCAGACAAAGAUUAGCACUGCGAGUAUGGGCAAGUUUGACAAGAAGCUCGAGGGAGAUCCGAAAUUACGCGGUAUCAAACGAAAGUUUGAGCCCAACGAAGGAGACGUCCAAGCUGAAAAGUCCAACGCGCUGGCUCUGCUCGCAAAACUCGAACGCGCAGGUCCGACAUCAAAGAAAACCAAGACGGAUGGAGAGGGUGGAGAUGACGUACUGAAUGUCCGAAAAGCCGUCCGAUAUGCGACCAAGGGCAAGGGUGCCACCUCCCUCGCCGCAAAAGCAUCCAAAGGUGGCGGCAAAAAGGGCCGGGCAGCAGAGACCCGCAACCCAACAUUGAGGAAGAGUUUAGCUCGGGAGAUCUCGUUUGCAGGGGGUGUGGGCUGGUUCUUGGUGACAGAAUCGUCGAUACCAGAUCAGAAUACGUUUGCCAAUGAAGAAGGCGACGAUCCAUCCCGUGUCGGUGGUCCACAGAACCCCAUUUACGAAGGUCUCGACUCGCUAUCGACGUCCAUUUCGUUUCGCGAUGGCAACUCGGGCCACUCGCGCGAGCUCCAACGCGCUGCUGCCCGGCUCUCCAACGACAAGUCGCAGCGAUCCCUGACAGUCGUGUUUGAGCAGAUCCAGAGCAUGUGCGAUCAAUACUCACUCCCUCGUUCCGUCUCCGACACUGCCAAAAUGCUCUACCGCCGCACAGAAGAGGAAAAGCUUUUGCGUGGAAAGCAACCCGACGCUAUCGUCGCCGCAUGUCUCUUUAUCGCAUGCAGACAAGCUGCUGUGCCUCGCACGUUUAAGGAGAUUGUCGAGUUGACAAAUGUCCCUAAAAAGCAAAUUGGCCAGUGCUACAAGGCGCUCGAGCGGGCAUUCAACCUCGCGCCCGGUGCGACUGCGGCGAAUCCGAGUGGUCAUUCGAGUGGUGGUGCUGGAGAUGGCAAUGUUGGUACCUCUGGACCGAGUGGUGCGCAGAAAGGAGAUGCUCCAUUGCCUGGUGGCGCUGGUUCGACAAACUCGACGAGUCCAGAGGAUCUGAUGGCACGUUAUUGCAACUAUCUCGAUCUUCCGCCUGCACUACAGGCCUACUGUGCCGACGUGUCUGGACGGGCGAGGAGUAGGGAUAUCGCCAGCGGUCGAUCACCGGUAUCGAUUGCGAGCGGGAUCAUCUACUUUACGGCGAUGUUGUUCGGCUACUCUGUGUCGCUCAAAGAGAUUGGUGCGACGGCCGGUGUGAGCGAGGGUACCAUCAAGCUCGUCUACAGACUUUUGUGGGCGGACCGCGAGGCGCUGGUCAACGAAAAAUGGAUCGAAGAGGGAAAAGUCAAGUUGGACAACUUGCCUAGUGCAGAGACCAAGGGUGCCGUUGUGGACAAGGAGGGCAAGUCACCAAAGGACAAGUGA
Serendipita indica DSM 11827 is the source of this 1998-nucleotide messenger RNA. Lineage: Eukaryota; Fungi; Basidiomycota; Agaricomycetes; Sebacinales; Serendipitaceae. The record is from the annotation of a GenBank genome assembly.